Molecule: messenger RNA, 3341 nt
Organism: Nyctereutes procyonoides (raccoon dog)
Lineage: Eukaryota; Metazoa; Chordata; Mammalia; Carnivora; Canidae
Product: histone H3.1
Exons: 1
Coding region: 15-425 (136 amino acids)
Cellular component (GO): nucleosome
Molecular function (GO): protein heterodimerization activity; structural constituent of chromatin; DNA binding
Source: RefSeq, a predicted model, not a curated record
UUUCCGCUCUCAGAAUGGCUCGCACGAAGCAGACGGCGCGCAAGUCGACGGGCGGCAAGGCCCCGCGCAAGCAGCUGGCCACCAAGGCGGCCCGCAAGAGCGCGCCGGCCACCGGCGGCGUCAAGAAGCCGCACCGCUACCGGCCCGGCACGGUGGCCCUGCGCGAGAUCCGGCGCUACCAGAAGUCCACGGAGCUGCUGAUCCGCAAGCUGCCGUUCCAGCGCCUGGUGCGCGAGAUCGCGCAGGACUUCAAGACCGACCUGCGCUUCCAGAGCUCGGCCGUCAUGGCGCUGCAGGAGGCGUGCGAGGCCUACCUGGUGGGGCUCUUCGAGGACACCAACCUCUGCGCCAUCCACGCCAAGCGCGUCACCAUCAUGCCCAAGGACAUCCAGCUGGCGCGCCGUAUCCGCGGGGAGAGGGCGUAAGUGUCUGGUCAAGGAGCGCCAACUUGAAACCCAAAGGCUCUUUUCAGAGCCACCCACUUAACUCCACAGAAGUGCUGUGAUAGCUAAUUAGCCAGGACCACACUAAAUGUAUUAGGAACCAGCGCUUACCUGAUCGUUGGCAUCCCCCACACCCCUCCGGCUGAAGGAUCACUUUUUUUCAACAAAGAAAAGGGCAAAAAGCAUUUACGAUUUUUAGAAGUAAAUGAGUGCAGGUUGACUGAAACAGCUGUUUAAACACCAGUGUGGCACGUGGGCUGUCCCUUCAGCUGUUUGGAUCUUCCUAGGAUCUUUUUAAAACCGCAGAUUCUAGAAUAUAACCUCUAAGAACCUCUUUGCUCAUCAGUGUCCAUGAGGUCUGGAAAAUGUUCAGAUUCCGAAUCCAAGUUUGAAAUUAUAACAAAUAUUUACGUAUUUUUAGUAUUUAUCAGAUACGACUCCUCACCUCAGUAAGUUUUACGUUUUUAUUUUUUGGUUAGCCUGAAGUGGUCUCAUGACUGGUAAGCUCCCAACUUCUUGCAUAUUUAUUUAUAGCUACCUACCCAUUCAGAAGUGUUGAUCAGUUGAUGAAGCAUAAUUUAUCAAGUCCCUUUAUUUAAUACAUUAUUUGUGGCCCUGCUACAGGUUGGUUGUAUGGCUUUAUUUGUUACAGGGCCAUGCUACAUUAUUUUUUCAUGGUUCUCAGCUGUAGUUUCCAUUCAAGUUUAGGAGUUGUAACCCAAUUUUCUUUUAUCUUGCUCUUUUUUGGAGUUGGGGAUUCAGUAUUGGAAGGAAGAUGAUCCAACAGUGUCUGACUGUUGAAAAAAAUAACUUCUUUUGAAAUUUAAUUUCCAUAUUUUACCUCAUUGUUUUGGAAAACAAUUAUUUUCAAAAUUGCUACCUUUAGCCUUAUGAAAGUACAGAAUGCUGUAGAACAUGACAACCCCAAAUUCCAAAGGUUUUGCUUGUUUGGCUCUCUACACCUUAGCUCUUAAACACCUCAAAGUUUGGGGCCUGUCUGAGAUGUCAGUUGAUGCACCAUAUUAAAUCGUGGUAAACUCGACAAGAAACACAAAACACAGAAGAUUAAACUUGAAUUAUGUAGUUUCCUUGGAUUUAUUUACAUUCCAUGAUUUUAAUAAAGCAAACUUUCCUUUACAACAUACUUGCAUUUAAAAAAAUAAGAUUGGACAUUUCUGUGUGUUUGUGUGUGUCACUGUGUUAUAUUUUUGACAUUCAAUUUUUCCAGACUCUUGUACAUGGAACCCUGGCACAGACCCCUGCUACCCCUAUAAAGGGUCUGUCAGAGACUCCAGGAACCUUGGCUUGAAGUAGGGUGACUGCUCUCCAGCUCUGGGUACCAGCUGAAGUCCAAUUCUCUAGGGUUUUCUUAUAUCUGUGCUGGCUCUUACGUACCUUGUUUGGCUUUUUCCCCUAAUAUUUUCUGUAUCUGUUAGGAAAAGGGUAUUUUAGGUACAGGCCCUAAGAGGAUAGUUUUAAAAACUAAAAGUAAUCAUUGGUGUCUGAGGGUUAGAUGGCUUGGGGACAGUGGCUCAGAAGGGCUGUUCCUCACCCCACACCUGCCACCCCUUUCCCAGCCAAGGGUCAAGAAUCAAGGCUUUACAUCUUCAUUUACUUGAGCCCCUCAACAGAAUAAUUGCCCAGUGUCUACGAAGGUAAAUUUAGCACCCUCUUAGAAUUUAUAACUUUGUUCUCCAGGAGUACUCUGGAAGAUGGCAGCACAGAGCAGCAUUUAGAUGGUAGAUUGCCAGCAUUCAAAUCCCAGUUGUACGAGUUACUGUGCCCUUCUACCCACAGUGAUUUCUCCAUCAGAAAAAUGGGAGUUCUACCUACCUCAGAACUGUUAUUGCGAUAACAUGAAUUGAUUUUUGGACACAUAGCAUUGUAUGAGUACUAUCAAUUUCUCUGAGCUAUAAUUUUCCCCCCUAAAAAAAAUUCUAAGAUUUUUUAAAUUAAAAUACAAAUGCAAAAUUUAGCUUCUAAAUUUCCUUUUCAUUUGGCAUGACAUUGUCACUCAGUUUGGAAAUAAAACUUCAGCAGGAAUUGUAAAAUCAAAGAAUGGAAGAAAUUCGCAUUUGCAAAAAAAAAUUUACUGAACAUAUUGAACUGGAGGUUUUUCUAACAUUUUAAUAUCAUUGCAUUAAACAUUUAUUACUUUUUAUUAGCAGAGUGGCUAAGGUAACGCUGGAGGAAAAAAAGGAGUGUUUAAUGUACAAACUGUAUCUUUGAAAUAGCUGUUGCAAGGUCCUCAGUCACAUAGGAUUUUUCUCUCCCAGGCACCACAGAGUGAUAUUACAACACAGGCUGAAGUUUGCAGCUAAUGCUGUUGGUGUUUAGAACCACGUUUGGUUUGUUACAGACUUUAAGAGAGGAGGAAACCAAAAUCAGGGUGCAUUUUUCAGAGUUAAAAAUUCAGCAGUUACCCUUCCAGUCAUCCCAAGAGAAGUGACUUACUAAGCAAUGAGUGUUUUAGGGAGACUUAACAGUGGGAAGUUAGUUGAGAGACUGAACUGCAUUCCAGCAGUGACUUCAGAGCAGCCAGAAAGCUGACAUGGUCAAUGCUCCCUUGGUCAGGGCACGGGAGUAUUUUCAGACAACCGUAUUUGACAUGUCAUGUAUGAAAAACAAAACAGUCUGUCAAUUAAUAGGUGAAUGGAUAAAGGGGCACCUAGGUGGCCCAGUGGUUGAGCAUCUGCCUUUGGCUCAGGCGGUGAUCCAGGGGUCCUGGGAUCAAGUCCCACAUUAUGCUCCCUAGAGGAGCCUGUUUCUCCCUCUGCUUCUGUCUCUGUCUCUCAUGAAUAAAUAAAAUCUUUUGAAAAAAAUAAAGAAAAUGUGGUAUAUAGAAUUGAUCCUUGAACAAUCAGGGUUUAAACUGGCUGAGCCCACUUAUUUGCAGAG